Anolis sagrei ordinatus is the source of this 4678-nucleotide messenger RNA. It is a transcript of the gene HERC3, whose product is annotated as HECT and RLD domain containing E3 ubiquitin protein ligase 3. NCBI's taxonomy places the organism in Eukaryota, Metazoa, Chordata, Lepidosauria, Squamata, Anolidae. Gene Ontology annotation, molecular function: ubiquitin protein ligase activity. Gene Ontology annotation, cellular component: cytoplasm. The record is from RefSeq and is a predicted model, not a curated record. Gene Ontology annotation, biological process: protein ubiquitination; ubiquitin-dependent protein catabolic process.
GAGGCCGUUGAACGCGUCAAUCACCCAAGCAGGGCUAGGUUUCUCUUGCUGGAGGAAGGCAAACUUCCUUGGGAUUGGGGCUCUGGGAAGGAAUAGCUGUCGCCAGAGGUGGAAGCACAUCUGGAAAGCCCCUUUUGCAUUGGAGGGAACCACAUCCUCAGAAGCAGGGAAACAAAAGGAAAGAAACCAAGCUAGAUGACUUCCUAAAAGGAGAGAAGAUGUUAUGUUGGGGAUAUUGGUCUUUUGGAUAUCCUGGGACAAGUAGUACCGUCCAGCCAAUCAUCCCGGAGCCUCGGACCAGCGGUUUCAUUCAUGAGAAGAGUGUGAAGGAAGUGGCUUGUGGUGGGAACCAUUCCAUCUUCCUGCUGAAGGAUGGGGAAGUCUAUACCUGUGGCGUGAACACCAAGGGACAACUAGGACAUGAAAGGGAGGGGAGCAGACCAGAGCAAAUUGGAGCACUAGCAGAUCAGCACAUCAUCCAUGUUGCCUGUGGGGAGUCUCACAGCUUGGCCCUCAGUGACCAAGGGCGGCUUUUCUCUUGGGGCGCUGGCAGUGAUGGCCAGCUUGGCCUCACAACAACAGAGGACUCAGUGGCUGUGCCAAGGUUAAUAAAAAAGCUGAGCCAAGAGAUGAUACUUCAGGUCUCCUGUGGCAAUUGGCACUGUUUAGCUCUUGCUGCUGAUGGACAGUUCUUUUCUUGGGGACAGAACAGCCACGGACAGCUUGGAUUAGGCAAAGAGUUCCCCUCCCAAGCCAGCCCUCAGCGAGUCAAAUCGCUUGACGGGGUCCCCUUGGCUCAAGUCGCUGCUGGAGGAGCCCAUAGCUUUGCCUUGUCUCUCUCCGGAGCUGUGUUUGGUUGGGGGAAGAAUGCCUCAGGACAGCUGGGAUUGAGCGAUGAGCAAGAUCGGGAAUCUCCAUGCCAUGUGAAGCUCUUAAGGACUCAAAAAGUUGUCUACAUUAGCUGUGGAAGUGACCACACUGCUGUCCUGACAAAGACUGGAGGAGUGUUCACCUUUGGUUCUGGUUCGUGUGGGCAACUCGGUCAUGAUUCCUUCAAUGACGAAAUCAACCCUAGAAGAGUUUUGGAGCUGAUGGGAAGCGAGGUGUCCCAGAUUGCAUGUGGUAGACAGCACACUUUAGCUUUCGUGCCUUCUUCAGGACUUAUCUAUGCAUUUGGCUGUGGAAUCAAAGGUCAGCUGGGAUCUGGGCACACCUGCAAUCUGAAAUGUCCUUCUCCAGUCAAAGGUCACUGGGCAGCUCACAAUGAGGCAAUUUCUAGUAGAACUGAUGCCUAUAAACAUUACAUUGUUAAACAUAUCUUCUCUGGAGGAGACCAAACAUUUGUACUUUGUUCUGAAAGAGAGAAUUCUCCGCCAGCUGAUGAUUUCCGGACUAUUAAUCAAAGUGAUUAUACAUGUUCAAUUAAUGAUGAAACGAUAGAUACGUGGAGACAAAAGCUUUCGGAAAAGAAGAAUCCUAAUUCAGUGAACAGUGAGGUGGUCCAGAUCCUAUCCUCAGCUGCCUGCUGGAAUGGAAGCUUCUUAGAAAAGAAAAUAGAUGAACAUUUUAAAACUAGUCCCAAAAUUCCAGGGAUCGACUUGGAUUCCACCAGAAUGAUGUUUGAUAAACUAAUGACAUCUCAGCAUGCUAUCUUGCUUGAACAGAUCUCGAAGAGUUUUGAAAGCUUUUUGAUCCCACAGCUGCCCAGCUCCCCACCAGAUGUUGAAGCCAUGAGAAUUUAUCUGAUUCUGCCAGAAUUCCCACCAUUUCAAGAUUCAAAGAACUAUGUCACCUUGACACUUCCGUUGGCAAUGGCCAUAUUGCGCCUGGACAGGAACCCCAGUAAAGUUUUAGAUAACUGGUGGUCUCAGAUAUGCCCCGGAUACUUCUUGAGGCUGGUGGAUCUCUAUAAAGGGGCUGUGGUUUACCUCUUGAAUGGAAGAAAAACAUUAUUGAUCCCUGUCUUGUACAGUAGUUACAUCACAGCUGCACUGAAACUUCUGGAGAAACUUCAUAAAGUGAAUCAGAAAGCUAGGCAUGUAGAAUAUGACAAGUUUUACAUCCCAGAAAUUUCCAAUCUGGUGGAUAUUCAGGAAGACUAUCUGAUGUGGUUCUUACAUCAAGCUGGAAUGAAAGUGAGACCACCUAUCAUGCAGGAUGCUGUGACUCUGUGUUCUUAUCCAUUCAUCUUUGAUGCACAAGCCAAAACAAAGAUGCUGCAGACUGAUGCAGAACUACAGAUGCAGGUGGCCAUCAGUGGAGCAAAUCUGCAGAAUGUUUUCAUGCUUCUGACUUUGGAGCCUCUUUUGGCUCGAAGUCCUUUCUUAGUCCUUCACGUCCGUCGCAGCAACCUUGUUGGUGACGCUUUGAGGGAGUUGAGCAUCCAUUCUGAUAUUGACUUGAAAAAGCCUCUCAAGGUGAUCUUUGAUGGCGAGGAAGCUGUUGAUGCUGGCGGAGUCACAAAGGAAUUCUUCCUUCUGCUACUAAAAGAGCUCCUGAAUCCCAUUUAUGGGAUGUUCACUUUCUACCCUGAAUCAAACCUGCUUUGGUUUUCAGACACUUGUUUUGUAGAGCACAAUUGGUUUCAUCUAAUUGGCAUAAUUUGUGGCUUGGCGAUCUACAACUUCACUGUGGUUGAUCUUCACUUUCCGUUGGCUCUCUAUAAGAAACUUCUGAAUGUGGCGCCUUGCUUAGAAGACUUGAAGGAGCUGUCUCCCAUGGAAGGAAGGAGUCUUCAGCAACUUUUGGAUUAUCCCGGGGAAGACGUGGAAGAAACAUUUUGCCUCUAUUUUACAAUAUGCAGAGAAAGCUACGGUGUGGCAGAGCAGAAGAGCCUCAUUCCUGAUGGAGACAAAAUUGCAGUACAAAAGGACAACAGACAGGAAUUCGUUGAUGCCUAUGUAAAUUACAUCUUCAACAUUUCCAUCCAUGAGUGGUACACAGCUUUCUCCAGUGGCUUCCUGAAGGUGUGUGGUGGCAAGGUGCUGGAACUGUUCCAGCCAACUGAGUUGAGGGCUAUGAUUGUUGGAAGCAGCAACUACAACUGGAAAGAGCUGGAGGAGAGCACAACUUACAAAGGGGAUUAUUCAGCUACACACCCAACUGUGCAGAUGUUUUGGGAGAUCUUUCAUGAGUUUCCGCUAGAAAAGAAGAAAAAAUUUCUCUUGUUCCUGACAGGCAGCGACCGGAUCCCCAUCUAUGGCAUGUCGAGUUUGCGAAUCGUCAUCCAAUCGACGUCUAGCGGAGAGCAGUACCUGCCUGUUGCUCAUACGUGCUACAACCUCCUCGACCUGCCCAAGUACAGCAACAAGGAAAUCCUGAGCACACGACUCAUGCAAGCCAUUGACCACUAUGAGGGCUUCAGCUUGGCAUGAAAGCCGGCUUCAACAUAGACAAUUCUAUAUAGAAGGAAAAUACUGUCUUGUUUUUUAUUAUUAUUUUUGUAAAGAAAUGGUAUUAAUAAUGCUCAGUGAAGUGGGAGGGAGAAGAGUAUAGGAAACAGAACUGCAGCAAAGUCUGGUUGACUUUCUUUAGGAUUUCAGCUUUGAUGUUUUCAACUUGUCAAUCAAACUCUGAUGGAAGUUCUAUUAUGCUUAUUGACUGAUAUUUAUUAGAAGUUUAUUUUUCUUUCCUGCUCUUCCAGUUCAGCUCCUGUUGAAAAUACAACUAAUGUUUUGAAAUAACUAUCUGAAAAGGUGGAUUGUGAUAACUUGGCGAGAAAGAGUAUAUCUCUCACCUCUUUCUCCACAGCUGUGAAUGUCCUUUCUGUUUUUUCUCUUCCUGUUACAUACUUUCCUCUGUUGUCUUCUUGCACCUUAACUCCCACCUCUGCUGUUAGUUUUUGAGGUGAAACGGAAGUAUUUUCCUUUUUUUCUAAUGAUAGCAGACAGCUUUGUGACAGAUAAUAUCUGCCAAUUUUUGCUUCAGGAAAAAGGGAGAAAAAAGAUGGUUGAUGAAGAGUUUGAAGAGUUAUUAUUAUAUAAAUAAAUAUAAUAAUAAUAAAAUAAUUGAAGUCGAGGUUGAAACUUGAAUGAAGUUGAGUUCCUUUCUCUUUUUCUUCAGCCACAGAAAACGAGAUGAUUAAAUAAUUUAUCUUCUUUCUGUUGUGCUACAGAAAUCUCAGCCAUUUGCUUUGUAGCCAAACAGAAAUAGACAAAGGUCCUUAUGGACCUACAUGACAGUACUUUAAAAUAUUACUUAUUUUGUGCUUAAAGCAGAAGAGUAUUUAAAUGCACUAGGUUUUUCUCCCCUAUUUCCUAGUUUCCGUUCAGGGACAGGAUCCUGAGAGCGGCCCAACAUGUUUCAUGCACCUUUUAAUAGAUGGGAGACCUGUCUCUGCUUCCUGUAAUCCAGAGUCCUUGUAUGCACUGUAAGGGCAGGAGAGAAGAAAGCGGUCUGUUUUUUGCACUUCUUCCUCAUAACAUACUCGGCAAGAGCUCUUUCUUUUCCCUCGGUGUCAUAGGGAAUGCCGUCCCUUUUGCUUUCCAAGGUCUUGUGUCAAUCUGAUUUGAGCCUUGGUAUUUAUAUAACAGGGUAGUCCAGCUCCAGUUAAGUCCCAAGAAAAGCAGUGAAUGGAUUGAGUUGGAAGGGGAUGUCAGGGAGGGAAAAGGCUUAAAGCAGGCAUGGGCAAACUUGGACCCUCCAGGUGUUUUGGACUUCAACUCCCACAAUUCCUAAC